This is a messenger RNA of Linum trigynum, 1351 nucleotides long. NCBI's taxonomy places the organism in Eukaryota, Viridiplantae, Streptophyta, Magnoliopsida, Malpighiales, Linaceae. The record is from the annotation of a GenBank genome assembly.
CAACAUCUCACUCCCUCCCUCUCUGUUUCAUUGUUUCCUCAAUCAACGGGGUAAUACUUGCAUCGCAUUUUGCAAAUCUCCUCUCUGUUUCUCCUUCUUUCUUUCUUCCCAACUUUCACUUUAUUAUUAUAUGUAUGUAUGUUAUGUAUGUAGUCCUAACUUGAAAUGAAAAAUGUGCAGAAACGUAACAUUAAUGGCUUCCCACCACCACCUGAUGCUUCUACUCCUGGCGACAGCCCUUACCGGAGCAAUGGGUGCUGCACCGAAGAAGCCCGUGAACGUUCCUUUCGGCAGGAACUACGCUCCCACGUGGGCUUUCGACCACAUCAAGUACUUCAAUGGCGGCAACGACAUUCAACUGGUCUUGGAUAAAUACACAGGGACGGGAUUCCAGUCGAAAGGGUCCUACUUGUUCGGCCACUUCAGUAUGCAGAUCAAGAUGGUUCCCGGAGAUUCCGCCGGAACUGUUACUGCCUUCUAUCUAUCUUCGCAAAACUCGGAGCACGACGAGAUCGAUUUUGAGUUCUUGGGCAACCGGACCGGGCAGCCGUACAUUCUGCAGACCAAUGUGUUCACCGGCGGCAAGGGAGAUAGGGAGCAGAGGAUUUACCUCUGGUUCGACCCCACCAAGGAUUACCAUUCCUACUCUGUUCUCUGGAACAACUAUCUCAUUGCGUUCUUUGUGGACGACGUGCCAAUCCGGGUGUUCAAGAACCUGAAGAACCUGGGGGUGAAGUUCCCGUUCGAGCAGCCGAUGAAGAUCUACUCCAGCUUGUGGAACGCCGACGACUGGGCGACGCGCGGCGGCCUGGAGAAGACGGACUGGUCCAAGGCCCCCUUCAUCGCGGCGUACAGGGGGUUCCACGUGGACGGCUGUGAGGCGUCGGUGCAGGCCAAGUUCUGCGCCACCCAGGGUAAGCGGUGGUGGGACCAGAGGGAGUUCCAGGACCUCGACUCGUACCAGUAUCGCCGCCUCCAGUGGGUGCGCAAUAAGUACACCAUCUACAACUACUGCCAGGACCGGGUCAGGUACCCGGUCAUGCCCAAGGAGUGCAAGCCCGACCGCGAUAUCUGACGACCCGACCAGGCUGCGACCCGUGGAUGAGAAUAUAUUAAUGGUGCUUAUUGUUUUGUUAUUAAUUAUCAUAAUAAUAUUAUAUAUAUGUACGUGAUUGGUGAUUGUACGUCAUUAUUAUUAUUACGGUAUUUCACAUUUGAUGUGUUACUAUUAUUAUUGUUAAAAUUAAUUAAUCGAUUAAUUAUUGUUUUUGCUUUGCCCAUAUUGAAUUAAGUUGAAUAGUACCCAUGAAUUUGGGUUCAAAUUCAUUAUCAAUGAAUUGGCCUAUUCGAA